Molecule: messenger RNA, 561 nt
Organism: Aureococcus anophagefferens
Lineage: Eukaryota; Pelagophyceae; Pelagomonadales; Pelagomonadaceae
Exons: 1
Molecular function (GO): catalytic activity
Source: RefSeq, a predicted model, not a curated record
ACACCAAGUCCACCGAUUCUUGUCUCCCAAAUUGUUCGUGGUGUUGUUAUUGUCUCAUACAAUCGACCACAGGAAAAAAACCCAUUUGAUGCCGCAUUGUCAAGCGCACUCGUGUCUGUCCUUGACAAACUUAAUACUGACCUACAAUUGUCUGCAGCCAUCAUCACGGGACGUGGAGGCUACUUCUGUACGGCAGCCAAGUUCGACGAGCUGCUUCGUCCUAUUCAUCCUGUGUGGCUACAUACGUCUCUCGUGGCAGGCAUCGUCAUGUUGUUUGACUCGUUCAUCACGUUCAGUAAACCCAUUGUCGCAGCCAUAAACGGUCCAGCAUUUGGUGGUGGUGUGACCCAGGCCACGCUGUGCGACAUGGUACUUUCCCUGCGUCACGCUAAAUACUCACUGACUUUUUCUCACUGGAAGGUGUCACCAGAGGGUUGUGCUUCCGUACACCUGGCUCGUGUCAUUGGCAUUAGCGAGGCAGGGAAAAUGCUGGCGGGUGCAUGGAUCCCUAGCUCAGCUGUUGCAAAGAGCAUUGGUCUGGUAUCCGAAGUUGUGGCCGAU